UUGCACAGUUCAGAGCAGGUUUGAAGAGGGCUACUGAAGGUCUUAAUGUGUGUUUCAGGUGGACCCUGUGUACUCAGGCCAGGUCCACUAUGUGGACGGGGAGUCCAGCUACACCUCCACCCCAACUGUACGGUCAGGAGGCUACCCUUACUCGCCCCUGUACUCCCAGACUCCGCCCACCUCCUCAUCCUACUACGACGCCCCGCCCUCCUCUGAGUCGGACGUCUCUGAGUCCGUAGGCGCGCAACCCGUUGCCAUGGGGACGGGAGGCGGAGGCUACCUCCUCCAGGGGAACUACGUCCUGGCCGGGGGGGGGGGCGGAGCGCAGGGAUACGGAAACACCAACUCACGGGCGCCGCCCGCCACGGUGCAGUGGCUGUGUGAGAACUACGAGGGGGCGGAGGGGGUGAGCCUUCCGCGCUGCACCCUGUACUGCCACUACCUGCUGCACUGCCAGGAGCACAAGCUGGAGCCCGUCAACGCCGCCUCCUUCGGGAAGCUGAUCCGCUCUGUGUUCAUGGGCCUGAGGACACGCAGGCUGGGCACCAGGGGUAACUCUAAGUACCACUACUACGGCCUGCGUAUCAAGUCCGGCUCCCCGCUGCUGAGGCUGAUGGACGAGCAGCAGCACCUGGCCAUGAGGCAGCAGCCGUUCAGCCAGAAGCACAGGACCAAGCCGGUGCAGAAGGCGGAGAGCUUCACCAAUGGGCUGUCGGGGGGGGCGGGUCUUCAGACGGCCGGCCUUGGGGACAUCUCAUCCCAGGUGCAGCAGUACCAACAGUUCCUGGAUUCCUCCCGCCAGCUGCCCAGCCUCGGGGAGGUGGACCUUGGGGGCUACGGGCUGCCUGAGGGGGUCCAGCUGGAGCACAUCAAGGCCUUCCAGAGCCUGUACCGGGAGCACUGUGAGGCCAUCCUGGACGUCAUGAUCAACCUGCAGUUCAUCCUGGUGGAGACGUUGUGGAAAUCCUUCUGGAGGUUCAGCCUGAGCAACGAGCCGCAGUCCCUGAGCCUGCACAACGAGUCCGAGAAGCGUCUCCCCAAAGCCUGCCUGGUGGUGCUGUGUAAGUUUGAGCCGGUGCUGAACUGGACCAAAGACUGUGACAACGUGCUGUACCAGACGCUGGUGGAGGUCCUGAUCCCAGAGGUGCUGAGGCCCAUCCCCAGUGCCCUGACCCAGGCCAUCAGGAACUUUGCCAAGGGUCUGGAGAGCUGGCUGACCAACGCCAUGAUGAACGUCCCCGAGGACAUGGUCCGCAUCAAGGUGGCGUGUGUGUGUGCCUUCUCCCAGACGCUGCGUCGCUACACCAGCCUGAACCACCUGGCGCAGGCCGCGCGCGCUGUGCUGCAAAACUCCGCCCAGAUCACCCAGAUGCUCUCGGACCUCAACCGCGUGGACUUCACCAACGUCCAGGAGCAGGCCUCCUGGGUGUGCCGCUGUGAGGAGGACCUGGUCCAGAGGCUGGAGCAGGACUUCAAGAGCACCCUGCAGCAGCAGAGCUCCCUGGAGCAGUGGGCGGGCUGGCUGGACGGCGUGGUGACCCGCGUGCUGAAGCCCUUCGACCUCAACCCCGCUGCCCUGCCCAAGGCCGCCAAGCUCUUCCUGCUCAACUGGUCCUUCUACAGCUCCAUGGUGAUCAGGGACCUGACCCUGCGCUCCGCUGCGUCCUUCGGGUCCUUCCACCUGAUCCGUCUGCUGUAUGAUGAGUACAUGUACUACCUGGUGGAGCACCGCGUGGCCGGGGCCCGCGGACAGACGCCCAUCGCCAUCAUGGGAGAGUUUGCCAGCAGUGCUAAGGGCCGCAGCUCCCUGGACAUAGAGAAAGAAGAGGAAGAGGAGGAUGAGGAUGAGGAGAGCGAGGAGGACGGCGGCGGCGAGCUCCUGCUGCACUCAGGCUCCGCCCCCCUGCCCCCCGGGAAGGAGGAGGUCAUGGAGCCCCCGCCCAAGAUGUCCAGGGGGGGCCUGUUCCCCUCAGACUGAGACCACACACACACGUUGUGCAUCGCUUGCUAUAGUCCACAUACCCCCCCCCCCCGCUGCAGGGCCUUCUCAGGGUGUACUGAGUGUUUCUACGCUGAAUGUGUCUGGUGUUUUCUGAAGAUGGGAGGUUCUGAUUGAAUGGUCCUGCGUUGCCAUGGUCCCCUGCCUCUUCCUGUACCCUGUUACCAUGGUCCCCCUGCCUGUAUCGUGUGUUGCCAUGGUCCCCUGCCUCUGCCUGUAUCGUGUGUUGCCAUGGUCCCCUGCCUGUAUCGUGUGUUGCCAUGGUCCCCUGCCUCUGCCUGUAUCGUGUGUUGCCAUGGUCCCCUGCCUCUGCGUGUAUCGCUCCCUGUGCCUUCCUGUGACUCCGGGUCCGAUAGCUUUAUCCGAGACCCGCUCGUCGUCAUGGAGACGAUGAGCCAAUAGGACAGAACGUACCUUGACUGAUUCAUUGCCUCUGAGCAGUGCCUACAGCCCUGAGACUGGACAGCGGUCGUUGCUUGUUUUACUGACUUCUCAGCGUCGCCAUAACGAUAUUAACACCUCAAGUGCAAAUCAAUUAUUUUAUGGAUUCUUUUAUUUUGUAAUAAUUUGGCCGAAUAACAAAUGGCCUUUUAAAUGUGCCUUUUAAAGAGAUUUUUAAUGUGGAGAUAUUGUAUCACGAGAAAUAAAUGAUCCUUUGCUUUAAUGGAUUCUGCCGUUGUAGUCGCUAACGACUCCUAAGGGUCAUCCUCACACGGAUUGGGUCGCGGGGCCGGUGUAACCAAGGAACGCAACCGGUUUCCAUGGCAACCCCAGUGCCUACUUUGAUGUCACAUCUCAACAGGGAGCCUCUUUAGGGAUCUUUCUGUGUAUUUAAAUACUUAUAUACCUACACUGAAGGUGUAGAUUAUGUCAAUUUUCAGAGAACUAUGUGAAGUCCUUUAGGAAACGCUAUUGCUGUCAAGUCUUUUUGGUUUUUCUAAAGGUUUGCUAUAUUUUGUACAAAUGCAGAACGAUAAGAGACCCAUGGGAGUCUACAGACUGCUUAUCAUUCAUAUUCCUAAUUACAUGUUCAUUCAAAUCCUUUGACCUUUUGUAAAACAAACAAAAACAAAGUGAUACAUCACCCCUAAAUUUGUAACUGUUGAGAUAAAACAAUCAUUUGAUAAGGCAAGUAAAUACUGACCUGUUUUGCAUGUUUUUGUUACCUAAAGUCCUGUUCCCAUGAUGUACUCAAUAAAUUACAAGGUGAAACUGGA
Gadus macrocephalus (Pacific cod) is the source of this 3216-nucleotide messenger RNA. It is a transcript of the gene rfx1b, whose product is annotated as regulatory factor X, 1b (influences HLA class II expression). The record is from RefSeq and is a predicted model, not a curated record. Lineage: Eukaryota; Metazoa; Chordata; Actinopteri; Gadiformes; Gadidae. The coding region runs from base 257 to 1978 and encodes 573 amino acids. The transcript is spliced from 14 exons. Gene Ontology annotation, biological process: regulation of transcription by RNA polymerase II. Gene Ontology annotation, molecular function: DNA-binding transcription factor activity, RNA polymerase II-specific; RNA polymerase II cis-regulatory region sequence-specific DNA binding.